CCGACUCCCGGAACAGCACGAACGGAGCAGAGCGGCGCGGCGCGGCGGCCUCCGCACCUCAGCAGCCGCCGAGCGCCCGCCCGCCCGCUCGCCCGCCCGCGCGCGGCCGCGUCACCGCCCCGCCCCCGGCCCCGCCCAUCCCCGUCCCGGCCGGGCCCAGCCGCGGGACGCGGGUCAGUGCCCGGCCUGGGUGUCUGCGGGCGCAGCGAGCCAGGCGGCUGCAGCGUGCUUAGGGUCCCCGCGGUGCCGGAGCCCGCGUUGACGCGGGCGAGAACGUGCAACGGGCCAUCGCGGGAGGACUGUCCUGUAUGUCACCUAGAGCGGAUUGCACAGGCUCGGGGUCGCGGCUGGAGGAGGCCAGAUCCCAUGGCCGGAAGUUAUGGUGUGAUGGCUGAUGACGGUUCUAUCGAUUACACCGUCCAUGAAGCCUGGAACGAGGCCACCAAUGUCUACUUGAUAGUUAUCCUCGUUAGCUUCGGUCUCUUCAUGUAUGCCAAGAGGAAUAAAAGGAAAAUUAUGAGAAUAUUUAGUGUGCCUCCUGCAGAAGAGAUGUUGUCAGAACCAAGCUUUUAUGACCCAGUGAGCAGAAUUCGCUUAAGACAACAAGUGGAUGUCCAUCCCAUCUCAAGAAAGUAUGAGUAUCAACAGCCCCAAAGCCAGGCUGACAGUGUGCAGCUCUCGUUGGAAUGAAACUUCGGACUGAGCAGUGGAAGUGAUUGUGAAGCAGUGUGAGAACCAAGUUCUUCGCCCGUCUGUUAGAUUAUGAACAGCAUUUAGAAAACUCGCCAGAUAAACUCAUUCCACUUGUGCCGAAGCCUGCUGUUGUUGCUUCUUCUAGGACUUUCUGCCUAAGUGCAAAAAUGCUUAGAAGGAAAAUGCUUCCUGACUGGAGAUGGGAACUAACCCUUUGGAGGAUCAGUGAUGUCUUCAGGAUACAGUGAAACAUACAAGCAUGUCUUUGGGAGCAAGAAUCCCUGAGUUAAUGUCACUUUAGAGUAUUUUUACAGAGUUAAAGCGUGACAUUCUAGCUAUCGGUUAGCUUGCUCUUAGGACGUGGUCUAUCAUGAUAUUUAACGUUGGUAGCAGACUGAUUGUGUUGCUCUACGAUUGUUCCUGGCACUUUAAGUGACCUUUAUUUCAAGACGUGUAUGACACACAGGACCUUGUAGUCUCUUCCACAUCAUGAAGCGUAUCCCAUCUGCUACUUGUAGAUUCUCUGUGGCUGGGUUUGUCUCCCUUCAAUUGUAUUCACAGAAGUUGUUAUUUCGUUUCUGAUCCCACAUUUCCCUUGCCACCCUAGUGCUCCUUGAGGCCAUGCUGUUAGACAAGGAGACAUCUCAGUCUUUCUGUUGACCUCUUAUUUUCCCAUGGUUUCCCUGUAGCUGUUGACCGUUACAGCAGUGUCUUCUGCUGUUUAAAGCUUUGCUGAAAACCCA
Apodemus sylvaticus (European woodmouse) is the source of this 1436-nucleotide messenger RNA. RefSeq names its product small integral membrane protein 19 (gene Smim19). The record is from RefSeq and is a predicted model, not a curated record. The transcript has 4 exons. Lineage: Eukaryota; Metazoa; Chordata; Mammalia; Rodentia; Muridae. The coding region runs from base 367 to 690 and encodes 107 amino acids.